This is a messenger RNA of Sphaeroforma arctica JP610, 201 nucleotides long. RefSeq lists its product as hypothetical. The record is from RefSeq and is a predicted model, not a curated record. Gene Ontology annotation, molecular function: metal ion binding. The annotation marks the transcript as partial. The transcript is spliced from 2 exons. Lineage: Eukaryota; Ichthyosporea; Ichthyophonida.
AUGGGGACAGAGACGUACCGAACUGAGAAUGCACUCGACUCGUAUGUCCAUCGACAUGGAGGCGAUUGUAAUGCCUCGACAGAUAUGGAACAGACCAUGUUCCAGUUUAAUGUGCAGGAUGGUUUCCUGGAGAAGGCUCUGGCUAUAUUCUCCCGAUUCUUUAAAGAACCACUGCUGAUGGAAGAUGCCAUAGUACGAGAG